CUUUAGUGUUUCGGUUGUUGACAAGCUCAUGAGGUUAUCUGACACAUGUUGAAUAGUUGACGGAUUGAAUUAAAUACACAAUUAUCCACUAAUAAAUAAUCUAAUUUAAUUACUUUAGAAUACAUACACUAAAUAAAACUCAAAAUGGGACGUCUUGCUGUGCUUGCAGGUGAUGAUACAACUAAUGAAAAAUCUCGAACAUUUGUUUUCCAAGAUGAGGGUCAUACAUUUGGAAACGUUCUUCGAAGCAUAAUUUCACAAUAUCCAGAUGUUCAAUUUUGUGGUUAUACCGUUCCUCAUCCUGCAGAAACAAAGAUGCAUUUCAGGAUUCAAAUGCACCGAGGAAAAGCAGUAAAUGCUCUCAAACGAGGGUUAGAAGAUUUAGAGAAAGUCAGUGAUCAUGUUAUAGAAGUUUUUACGAAAGAAUGUGAAGGUGAAACGCCUUUAAGUUGAAUCGUAUUGCAUUAUAAUAUAUUGUAUGUUAUAUAUAUGUAUAUUUAAGAGUAAAAUUUUGUAAAUUUGUAAGAAAUGGUUAACCGUAUUGUUUCCUAAGGGCAUGAUAUUGGGAAUGGUAAAAGUAUGGUCAACCAUAACAGAAUAUUUAUACGCUAAUUUAUAAAGUUGAAUAAAUAAUUUUAAAAAACAACA
Molecule: messenger RNA, 648 nt
Organism: Chelonus insularis
Lineage: Eukaryota; Metazoa; Arthropoda; Insecta; Hymenoptera; Braconidae
Gene: l(2)37Cg
Product: RNA polymerases I and III subunit AC2 l(2)37Cg
Exons: 3
Coding region: 145-453 (102 amino acids)
Biological process (GO): DNA-templated transcription
Cellular component (GO): RNA polymerase I complex; RNA polymerase III complex
Molecular function (GO): protein dimerization activity; DNA binding
Source: RefSeq, a predicted model, not a curated record